AUGGAGGGAACCAGACAAACCAGGAUUUGUCGUCCACACAAGAUAAGUGAAUCCUCAAAGGUGUACAGGUGGGAUGACCACUCCAAUCUAGUUCUUCAGAGCCUGAAUGAGCAGAGGCACCGAGGCCUCUUCUGUGACAUUGUCCUCGUGGUGGAUGAACAGAGAGUCCCUGCCCAUCGGAACCUCCUCGCUGUUUGCAGUGACUACUUCAACUCUAUGUUCACCAUUGGUAUGCGAGAAGCCCACCAAAAAGAGGUUGAACUUUUUGGAGCCUCGUAUAUUGGUCUCAAGGCUGUGGUGGAUUUCCUUUAUGGCAGUGAGCUGUCUUUAGAUGGAGGCAAUAUCGACUAUGUGCUCGAAACAGCUCACCUGCUGCAGAUCUGGAAGGUGGUCGACUUCUGUUGCGAGUAUCUGGAGAAUGAAGUCAGUGAGGAGAACUAUUUGUACCUGCAAGAGCUAGCCUCCAUUUACAACCUGAAGCGCCUUGACUCCUACAUUGAUUCUUUCAUCUUGCAGAACUUCGGCACGCUGUCUUUCACCCCAGACUUCCUGCAGAACAUUUCCUUGCAGAAGUUGUGCCAAUACCUGGACAGCAGCAACGUGCAGCAGGAGUGUGAGCACGACUUGCUGCAGGCUGCCUUGCAGUGGCUUACCCAGUACCCGGAAAGGGAGAAUGAGGCUUACCAGGUUCUGGAUAACAUUCAUUUUCCCUUGAUACCUAAAAGUGAUCUCCUCCAUCGAGUCAAGCCUGCUGUCUGCUCUCUUCUUCCCAAAGAAGCAAACUGUGAGGGGUUUAUAGAGGAGGCAGUGAACUAUCAUAAUAACGUCACGGCUCAGCCAGUGCUGCAGAACAAACGGACAGCCCUGCGGACCUGCGAGGAAAGGCUCCUCUUUGUGGGUGGGGAGGUUUCCGAACGGUGCCUGGAACUGAGUGAUGAUACCUGCUUCUUGGACAUCAGGAAGGGGCAGUGGGUAGCAGAAACCCCUCUCCCAGCCAGACGAAGUCACCACUGUGUUGCAGUCUUGGGAGGCUUCAUCUUCAUAGCCGGAGGCAGCUUUUCAAGAGACAAUGGAGGGGAUGCAGCUUCAAAUCUCCUAUAUAGGUAUGAUCCCCGCUGUAACCAGUGGAUAAAGGUUGCCUCCAUGAGACAACGCCGUGUAGAUUUCUACCUGGGAGCUAUUACCGACAUGCUGGUAGCUGUUGGUGGCAGGAAUGAAAAUGGGGCACUUUCUUCAGUUGAGACCUACAGUCCUCAGAAGGAUUCGUGGUCCUAUAUAGCAGGCUUGCCCAGGUUUACCUACGGCCAUGCUGGAACAGUCUACAAGGAAUUUGUGUACAUUUCAGGAGGUCAUGAUUACCAAAUUGGCCCCUAUAGAAAAAACCUGCUGUGUUACGAUUACCGCACAGAUGUUUGGGAGGAGAAGAGGCCAAUGAUCACUGCCCGAGGGUGGCACAGCAUGUGCACCUUACAGGACAAUAUCUACUCCAUUGGUGGCAGCGAUGACAACAUAGAAACCAUGGCUCGUUUUGACAUUUUGAGCGUGGAGUCGUACAGCCCUCAAUGUAACCAGUGGACCAGAGUUGCUCCUCUGUUGCAAGCAAACAGUGAGUCAGGGGUGGCAGUUUGGGAAGGCAAGAUUUAUAUUCUUGGUGGCUACAGCUGGGAAGAAACAGUCUUUUCCAAAACAGUCCAGGUUUAUGAUAAGGAGAAAAAUAAGUGGUACAAAGGAACUGACUUACCCAAAGCAAUUGCUGGUGUGUCUGCAUGUGUCUGUGCAUUGAAACCCAAAACAGAGGACAAAAAGAAAAAGACGAAAACAAAAAAACAUCAAGAUCGAGGAAGAUGACUACUUCUGGAUAACCACCCUUUGAUGGUGGACUCCAAAAGGACCUUGUAUUUAAUCAUUUCUAUCUAACCUAGAUUCUUUUUUUUUCUUUUUAAAUGGGGGGGGGAAGGCAUCUUCUGAAGCCUCAGAAAAUGUACAGUUGAAUGUGGUUUUUGGAUUAAGCUCAUGUUUAUGGU
Fulmarus glacialis (Northern fulmar) is the source of this 2024-nucleotide messenger RNA. It is a transcript of the gene KLHL36, whose product is annotated as kelch-like family member 36. The transcript is spliced from 4 exons. Gene Ontology annotation, molecular function: cullin family protein binding. The record is from RefSeq and is a predicted model, not a curated record. NCBI's taxonomy places the organism in Eukaryota, Metazoa, Chordata, Aves, Procellariiformes, Procellariidae. The coding region runs from base 1 to 1848 and encodes 615 amino acids.